Hypoxylon trugodes is the source of this 2526-nucleotide messenger RNA. Its product is annotated as protein serine/threonine phosphatase 2C. Gene Ontology annotation, biological process: protein dephosphorylation. The coding region runs from base 441 to 2354 and encodes 637 amino acids. The record is from RefSeq and is a predicted model, not a curated record. Gene Ontology annotation, molecular function: cation binding; protein serine/threonine phosphatase activity. The transcript has 2 exons. NCBI's taxonomy places the organism in Eukaryota, Fungi, Ascomycota, Sordariomycetes, Xylariales, Hypoxylaceae.
AGGCGGACAACUUUAAUCCUCCAAAAUGAUUCCAUCAUACCUAAUUCCUAAUUCUUACCAAGGCAUCAAAUGUUUCUUUCUUAAUUCAUUAUUCAUCUUCGUCUUUUGGAGUUGAAUUUAUAUACACUCUUGUUCUCCUUGAUGUUAAUUUUCGGUCCUGAUUUAGUUUAUGCUCGUUUCCUAACCUACCCAAGUCUAAUUGACUUCAUUUGACGUUUUACCACAUGAUCAUCAUCCUCAACAAUACCCUAACGAAACGAAACGAAUUUAUCUCGUCAAUACUUCCGACACCGGCUUUGAAUUGCGAAUUCUACUCCGAUUUACCUUGCGAUCGUUUAUAAUCAUACACCGUAUGGUCCUGAGUGCUUAACACAUGUGUUGUGAAGCCGAAUACAAUACCUCAAUUCGACAAUUAAGGAUAUCCCUAUAUCACCUACGUUAUGGGGUUAGGUCGUGGACCGAAAAGAUGGUCCUUGAAUGAUACGUAUGGUUUUAUCGCGAAUUUCUUCGAAUCAAAUAGCUCGAAAUAUACGUAUCGAACCGUUUCGAGAUGUACAGCAUCAAACUCCCAAAAUCGAUUCUUUUCGGUAUCCCAAGAUACGAAUACUACAUCUCGUGUCGAAUCCCAAUCCUCUCAAGUUCCUCCUUCACCACGUAAUGUUCAACGUGGUUUUCAUACAUAUUUCGUAACACAUCUACCAUCCUCUUCGUUACAUCCCGAUUCACGAGCUCCUACCGGUCCUCAUCAUAAAUUACCUCGAUCCGCAGCCGCUCCUCAUAAUUCGAAUUCCGGUGCCGCACCCAUAUCUCCACCCCAUCUACCGUCGAAUCGAGAUUUAACCGUUGUUCGUAUACCUUUACGUAGUGCUAAACAUCAUUUCGGUGCUGCGGAUUCCAGAGGUUCGAGACCAUAUAAUGAAGAUACCAAUCAAGCCGGUACUAUCGAUAUACCUGCUUUCGCAAAACGUGCUCCUAUUAGUCUUGUUAGAAGUACUAUGAAUAAGACAGGAGAAGGUACAUCGGCUGAUAGUGCAUACGGAGAUCCUCAAAUAUUUUAUUUUGGGGUUUUUGAUGGUCAUGGAGGGACACAAUGUAGUAAUUUUCUACGAGAUGAACUUCAUGGAUAUAUCGAAGAGGCAGCAGAAGAAUUCGAAUUGAAAAGCAGUCUUCGUUCGACGCGAAAGAGUAAUAACCCCGACUCGGAUUCUUCUGGUACCCCGAAACGAACCCUACCCGACAUCGAAACUGCUGGACAAAAGAAACUUGACCAAUUGGAUAUAAAAGGUUCGGAAGCUGUCAUGGCAAAAGCUGAGAUACCCGAAAUAGAUAAAAAUGAUGCGAUACAAGAAGUUCAAAAGUCCAAAGCUAUCGAAGGAAGUCAACCUAUCCCAGCCAUAGUCUCGCAAUCAAAAGCUUUACGAUUACAAAAGGAACUUGUUGAAGAAUAUAAGAGUACUAUUGGUGGUUAUUUUCGACGAUUUCAUCCUCCUUACUUUCAUCUUAAACAAGAUUCCGACUCUCUCGCGCCUCCUAUUAGUAUCGAAUCCGUUUUAACAUAUGCGUUCCUUCGUGCCGACCUCGACUUUGUUGCAGCACAAGCUCGAAAACCUGAUCCUGAUGAUCCAUACGUUUCCGAUACGGCAUUAAAUUUCGAUGAAGUAUUAGGAAAACCACAUCAUUUACCUCCAUCAGGUCAAGGUAUAGGUGGACGUACACGAUUUAAAGGAGGCUCGACCGCAUCCGUUGUUUUAAUAUCAACACCUACACCAGCUCCAUUUUGGCAUCCAGCUGCUACUUCAACGUUACUUGUUGGUCACGUUGGUGAUACUCGAAUUUUAUUAUGCGAAACUGCUACUGGUUUACCUCGACCUUUAACAUCAGAUCAUCGACCAAGUUCUCCAAGCGAAUCUCAUCGAUUACGUCGAUUCGCUGCAUCAUUCGUGACGGAUUCAUUCGGUGAAGAACGAAUCCAAGGUUUAGCCAACUCUCGAGCUUUUGGAGAUAUGGCUUCAAAACGAUUAGGUGUUUCUGCUGAACCUGAAAUUACACGUACGGAAUUAGGACCAGCACAAUAUAGCUUUAUCGUAUUGAUGUCGGAUGGUAUUUCCGGUACUCUAAGCGAUCAAGAGAUUGUUGAUAUUGUUAAAGAAGCCAAAACACCCGAACAAGGUUCAAGAGAUGUUGUAUCAUAUGCUACAGAAGUCAGUAAUGAUGGAGAUAAUGCAACAUGUCUUGUAGUACGACUUGGAGGUUGGGAACGUAGAAGUGAAGGAGGAUUAGGAAGUUUAGGUACGAAAGAAAUACGAGAUUUUAGAAGGAAUGAAGCAUUAGAUCCUAGGAGAGGAAUUAGAUAAGUAGUAUUUGUAUUAUUUGAAGAAUUAAUCGAGAAGUGGAUUGAGACUAGGAAUGACGACGAUACAGGUAGUAAUAUAGUAUCAAUUCAUGAAUAUCUAACAUGAUGAAUUUCAUGCUUAAUUCGUAAUCUCCAAACGCCUAGCAUAUUUAAACAUUUCAAAAUCCUCGCUC